AUGUCUUCCAAAUUCUUUAGAGUUGUUCAUCAGUCCACCAAAAGCAGAGCUCGUGUUGGUGAAAUCAUUACUGCUCACGGAAUUAUCGAAACACCAAAUUUUGUACCUGUCGGAACUAAUGGAACGCUCAAAGGCAUUGAUAAUUUUACUUCUACAAAUGUAUUGGAUGUUCAACUCAUGUUUUGCAACACGUAUCAUUUGAUGAUAUACCCUGGAAUUGAUGCUAUAGAAAAUGCAGGUGGAUUACACAAAUUCAUUUCUAGAGACAAGCCUAUCAUUACAGACUCGGGUGGAUUUCAAGUAUUCUCUCUUCAAACAGUGUAUUCAGAAAACCCUCAAGAGUCCAACGAAAAUCAAAAAAUUGAACUCAAAGGUCAAUCCAAAAACAAAAGUUACACAGAAAGUCUUGUAAAAAAAGUAACAGAAGAUGGAGUGACUUUUCGAUCUUAUCGAGAUGGUAAACAUUUGAAAUUAACUCCUGAAGAGAGUGUCACAGCUCAACAUCGAAUGGGCUCAGAUAUUAUCAUUCCUUUUGAUGAGUUACUUCCAGAACAUGUUCCAAUGAGUGUUGUGGAAGAAUCAUUGGAGAGGACUCAUCGAUGGGAAUUACGUUCUUUGGAGUGUCACAAAAAGCUAUCACGAACGAACAACAAAAAUCAACACAUGUAUUGUGUGUUGCAUGGUGGAACCAAUUUUGAAUUAAGGAAAAAAUCGAUGGAUGUCUUAUUGGAUGAAUCAUGUUUCCAAUAUAGAGAUUCUGAAGAUGGAUUACCAAAUGGUUUUGAAGGUAUUGCAAUUGGUGGAAGUUUGGGAUCCAACCGUUCAGAAAUGCUUCAUGUUCUACAAUUUACGUACGAUUACAUGGAUAAGAAGAUACCUACAGGAUGUGCAGUUCCAAAUCAUAUCUUAGGAAUUGGUGAUAUUGAAUCUAUUAAUUCGUUUAUAGACAUUGGGUUUGAUACUUGUGAUUCAGCGUAUCCGACACGAUUUGCACGCCACGGAAAUUUCAUUGUUAAUGCUGCUUCAGGAUUCCUUCAUCGUUUUCAAUUAGGAAUUCCAACAAUUUGA
This is a messenger RNA of Naegleria lovaniensis, 1068 nucleotides long. RefSeq lists its product as uncharacterized. The record is from RefSeq and is a predicted model, not a curated record. The transcript has 2 exons. Gene Ontology annotation, molecular function: pentosyltransferase activity. Gene Ontology annotation, biological process: tRNA modification. Bases 1 to 1068 code for a protein of 355 amino acids. Lineage: Eukaryota; Heterolobosea; Eutetramitea; Acrasida; Naegleriidae.